Molecule: messenger RNA, 922 nt
Organism: Galendromus occidentalis (western predatory mite)
Lineage: Eukaryota; Metazoa; Arthropoda; Arachnida; Mesostigmata; Phytoseiidae
Product: ribosome biogenesis protein BRX1 homolog
Exons: 4
Coding region: 1-873 (290 amino acids)
Biological process (GO): rRNA processing; ribosomal large subunit assembly
Cellular component (GO): nucleolus
Molecular function (GO): rRNA binding
Source: RefSeq, a predicted model, not a curated record
AUGGGGAAGUGGAAGCUUCUGAAACGAAAGAUGGAGAAGGGACAGGAAUCCUCGUCAGGCUCAUCAGAUUCGGAAACCGAAGUUCCACAGACGAGAAAUUCCGACGAUGUGCCGAAAACUAGGAAUCGAUGGACCAACAGACAGCGAUUGCUGAUUUUCGCAUCUCGGGGCAUUACAUAUCGGGACCGGCACCUGAUGAACUCGUUCAAGGGCAUGCUAGCGCAUUCGAAACAAGAGUGUAAAUUCGAGAAGAAGGACAAUCUAGCUGUGAUCAACGAAAUUGCAGAAAUGAAAAACUGUAACAGAGUCAUGUAUUUUGAGAAUCGCAAAAAAUCCGACACGUACAUGUGGCUGGCCAACAUGGAAACCGGACCGACUCUGAAGUUCCUCGUUCAGAACGUACACACUAUGGAGGAACUAAAGUUCACGGGGAAUUGUCUCCGAGGAUCGCGGCCCUUCCUCUCGUUCGAUCCGGGCUUCGACGAGCAUCCUUGGUCCCGAGUCGUCAAAGAGGUCCUCGCACAAACGUUCGGAACUCCGGCCUAUCAUCCGAAAAGUCAACCAUUUUUCGACCACGUCUUCACGUUCCGGAUUCUCGAUAAGCGCAUAUGGUUCCGGAACUACCAGGUCGUCGAAGAAGAUGGUUCUCUCGUCGAGAUCGGACCUCGCUUCUGUCUCAAUCUUGUGAAAAUCUUCGAUGGACCAUUUUCCGGGGCGAUCAUCUACACAAAUCCGAAUUACGUGGCGCCUAACAAAGCUCGCCGUUUGGCGAAGCAGGACAACACCUACGUAAACAGAAUUGAACAAAAGGCGAAACGGAGCCGUAUUGAGAGCCUGCCAGCGGGGAACCCGGAAGAACUAGAUUUUAACUAGAUGUGUUAAUAAAGUGUUCCGGAUCAUCAGGGAUGUUUGACAUCGAAAA